Oncorhynchus mykiss (rainbow trout) is the source of this 2068-nucleotide messenger RNA. The record is from RefSeq and is a predicted model, not a curated record. NCBI's taxonomy places the organism in Eukaryota, Metazoa, Chordata, Actinopteri, Salmoniformes, Salmonidae.
CCCUUCUUGAAACAUUUACAACUUAACAGAUGCCACUUUCGUGACUGUUUCUUUGCAGGGGCUUUGUCAGUGUAGACUCAACCUAAUGUAGUAAGUGUAGAGUUGAUGUCUUGUCCAUAAUGUCCCGGUAACACUUCCGUUUAAACUGUUCACAAAUGUCAUGCGAUUGUGAACAACCAGAAGCCACAGCGCAGCGGUAGUUUUGGAUUUGAAGAUGGGGGACGAUUUAGGUGAUGACUGGUGGGAACAAAAGGGUAAUUCUGGGGGGGUCUCCAGUCCCAAUUAAGGGUGAAAUAUGUCCCCUGUGUCAUGCCGUCAUCACACAAGCAUUUCCAAAACCGCCUGAAGGCCCCCAGUUCUCUGGAAAUGUCACUAUUUAUAGAAGGGACUGUUGAUUCCCCCGUGGGAGAGGAGAGUGAAGAACCAGAGAAACAGCCCACAGAGCAAGCAUCCCCACGGGAGAAGAAAGGAAAGAAGAGGAAGAGUGUAAUGGAAAACCCAGUCCCGGUCAAGAAGAAGACUGCACUGAAAUCACAGACUGAGUGUUUUAUGGCUCAGGAGAAGAAAGAGGAUGAAGGAGAAAAAAAGCCCAAGAAAAAGAGAAAGAAGAAGAAGAAGACGAUCACAGACGUCCUCGCCACCUCGGACCCCAAACCGGGCUCUCCAGUUGACCUGCAGAGCCUGGUUCUAGAACACUUCAAAGACAAACGCUCCGUCAUCGAGCUGGAGGAGCUCAAACUACAGGAGUCCUGCUUCGUGAGGAGUAAUGACCUCACACACAGCCUCUCCUCCUACCUGAAAGAAAUUUGUCCCAAAUGGGCUAAGGUCCAGAAGCAGCACACAGAGAAGAGUUCUGUGGUUCUGCUCAUCGUCUGUAGCGCCGCACUAAGAGUCAUCGAGCUCAUCAAACAGUUAACCACCUUCAAGGGAGAGGCCAAAGUGCUGAAGCUGUUUGCAAAGCACAUCAAGGUAGAGGAGCAGGUGAAGCUCCUACAGACGGGGGUGACACACAUUGGGGUGGGGACGCCAGGGAGACUGAGCGCCCUCAUUGAGAAAGAGGGUCUGACCCUGCCUCCCCUGCGUUUCCUGGUUCUGGACUGGAACUGGAGAGACCAGAAGCUUCGCAGGAUGGUGGAUGUUCCUGAGGUCAAAGGUGACUUGUUGAAGCUGCUGGAUAUGGGAAUCUUGAAAGGAUGUAGGGAAGGAAAAGUGAAAGUGGGACUGUUCUGAUACAACCACACACCUAGUGCCAUAAUCUGCCAUUUUAUUUUAUUUGUUUCACCUUUAUUUAACCAGGUAGGCCAGUUGAGAACAAGAUCUCAUUUACAACUGCGACCUGGCCAAGAUAAAGCAAAGCAGUGCGACAAAAAACAACACAUGGACACAAGUUACACAUGGAAUAAAAUAAAGUAUAGUCAAUAACAAUUGAAACAUCUAUAUACAGUGUGUGCAAAUGGAGUAAGGAGGUAAGGCAAUAAAUAGGCCAUAGUAGCAAAGUAAUUCAAAUUUAGCAAAUUAACACUGGAGUGAGAGAUGUGCAGAUGAUGAUGUGCAAAUAAUAAUACUGGUGUGCAAAAAGAGCAAAUAAAAACAAUAUGAGGAUGAAGUAGGUAGAUUGGAUGGGCUAUUUACAGAUGGGCUGUGUACAGCUGCAGCAAUCGGUGAGCUGCUCAGAUUGCUGAUGCCAUAUACUGAGAUACAAACACACACCUAGUGCCAUACUCUGCUAUAUACUGACAUACAAACACACACCCAACCAAGUCAGACUGGACCUCUUCUCAUCAUGCUCUUGUUCACACGCGUGCACAAACACUCACACGCAACAAAGUUUAUUAGGGCCCCUCAAACCAAUCCUGUCUCCAUAACAGACCGACUGCUGGACAUUUCAACCAUCUACCCUAUCCUGUUUUUACCCUCUCCCUCUGUGACACUGUGUUCUUGUUCUAUUUUAAGUGACAUGUAAAAUAUCUGAAAUGGUUUAUACAGUGUUGUAGUUCAACAAUAACACAGCUCUCUGUGUGACACAGCCCAACUGUGUGAUGGUUUGAAUAAAGACAUUUGAAUGGAA